This is a messenger RNA of Gastrolobium bilobum, 578 nucleotides long. RefSeq names its product 16 kDa phloem protein 1-like. The transcript is spliced from 5 exons. The record is from RefSeq and is a predicted model, not a curated record. Lineage: Eukaryota; Viridiplantae; Streptophyta; Magnoliopsida; Fabales; Fabaceae. The coding region runs from base 46 to 507 and encodes 153 amino acids.
GGUUCUAUUUUAUCCCAUUUUCAACUUUGAGAGAGACAGAGAGAGAUGGCAAUUGGGUUCAUGGAGGUGCUGCUGGUGAAAGCAAAGGGUCUUCAAGAAACUGAUAUAUUUGGUCGCAUGGAUCCGUAUGUUCUGUUACAAUACAAAGGUCAGGAGCUCAAGAGCAGUGUACUCCAUGAGGGAGGCAGAAAUCCUGUAUGGAAUGAAAAAUUUGUAUUCAGAGUGGAAUACCCUGGAUCAGGUGAUCACUACAAGCUCAACCUUAAAAUCAUGGACAAGGACGUUUUUUCUGCAGAUGACUUUGUUGGCCAGGCCAUAAUCCAUGUGAAGGAUUUAUUGGUAGAAGGAGCAGAGAAUGGAUCAGCUGAGCUUCAUCCUCGCAAGUAUGUUGUUGUUCGAGCUGACCAGUCUUAUUGUGGUGAAAUUGAAGUUGGUAUAACUUUCACCCGAAAGGAAGAGGAAUAUAUUGACAAUGACAUUGGAGGAUGGAAGGAAAGUGACCAUUAGUUCCGUCAGUGUGCAUAAGAUGUAGAUUUUGGAAUGGAAGAUGAAGACAACUAACAAAGUCUUAUAUGUAA